Penicillium griseofulvum is the source of this 2307-nucleotide messenger RNA. RefSeq names its product E3 ubiquitin-protein ligase. NCBI's taxonomy places the organism in Eukaryota, Fungi, Ascomycota, Eurotiomycetes, Eurotiales, Aspergillaceae. The coding region runs from base 1 to 2307 and encodes 768 amino acids. The transcript has a single exon. The record is from RefSeq and is a predicted model, not a curated record.
AUGGUGCUCUCGCUGCCAGUCCCCGGCUUCUCCAGAUCUUCCACAUCCCGCCCCGAUGCACCAUCUCACCGAAAGUCAGCCUCCGGUUCUUCAACCAGCUCAUCCAGUCGCAAUGUUCGAAACCCAUCUCUAGCACAGACUGGAUUAUCCCCCAACAGCUACUCUAUCACUCUUGAAGCGCUACGGAAUAACCCUUUUGGCAGUAGCUCCCGAUCCCCCGCCCAGCUCUCGACCCACGAAACAGAGGAACACAAGCGGGAACAGGAGGAACUCAAUACUGCACUCGAGACUCUGGUUCGCAUUUUUCCCGAUGUACAGAUAGAGGUAUUCCGCGAGCUGCUGCUACGCUUUGACGGACAGAGCCGGUUACAAGUGUGUGUCGAGGAGCUGCUUAGGCAUAAGAAGAAAUGGGUUUCGGGGCGGUGGAAUCUCUCGGAAGGAACUACUGAAGCCGAGGUAGAGGGAGGUGCUCGCACAGCCCCUAGAGGCGAUGAAUUUACUCGACAUGACAUUGGCGAUGGUAGUUUGGUCCCUCCCGAUGAGCGGUUUCGGUCCGACGAAUACAAGGCCGCCGUGCGGUUGGCUAUGACAAGAGAAUACAAUGGUCUGAACAAGAGCACUGUGGAGGCUGUUUUAGCUGAAGUGAAUUUCAGCUAUGCUCGGGCUCGACCCAUGCUCCGGGAUCUGUCGCGUCGAACAUGGCGCGCGACAUUCAACAGCAUGUUCCCUUCUUUCAGGCGAAAGAAGGACCGCGAGGAACACCCGCUUUUAGUCUGGCAUCGUCGGCCGGAUGGGGAGCUUGUUCCUGUUCAGAAGGAAACCGGAUGUAGCGAGCUGGAUGCAGAGCUCUACGAGAUGUUGUUGGCCCCGCUGUUGCGGCAGAAGCGCGAAGAGCAGCAGGAUAAGGAUUUCCGAUUUGCUUCAGAGUUGAACGAGAAGGAAGCUCAAGAACUUAAUGCCCUUUACGAAUGCGAGUGUUGUUUCGCCGACGUGACAUUCGAGCAGAUCGCGACCUGUUCAACCAACACUCAUGUCAUUUGCUACCACUGCAUUCAAAGAACUGUCUACGAGGCGCUUUUCGGGCAGGGCUGGGGCAAAUCUGUCGAUCUAGAGCGCUCUACCUUGAUGUGUCUUGCACCGCUGUCCGUCGGGUCAUGCGAAGGAUGUCUUCAUCCGGAGAUUGUCAAGCAGGCCAUUCUUCUCGACACGGCUGGCUUCGAGACAUACCGCAAAUUCGAGGAUCGGCUCUCUUCCGAGGCACUUAUGAAGUCUCAACUCAAGCUCGUUAGAUGUCCGUUCUGCUCCUAUGCUGAAAUUGACCCGGUCUACCACCCUUCACCCCGUGGUGUCCGCUGGCGGUUCCGUCGUGACGGUGGUAUUAUACCCACGAUUUUGAUGAUCCUCCUACUCCUUGACCUCGUCCCCUUACUCGUAAUCCCUGUGUUUAUUCUAUUACUCUUGGACCCAGCCACCGUAACAGCGGCCUUCGGGAAUGCCAUUCGCAACCUCUGUCUUAAGAUCCGGCCCAAACGAUUUACCUGCGCCAACCCCUCCUGCUUACGCAUUAGCUGCAUGACAUGUCACAAACCGUGGCGAGAUCCACAUGUGUGUCACGAGCCUUUACUCCUGGAUUUGCGCGCUACCGUCGAGGCUGCCCGCACCGCCGCCGUGAAACGGACCUGUCCCCGCUGCUGCCUCUCUUUCGUCAAAUCAUCAGGCUGCAACAAACUAACUUGCGUCUGUGGCUACUCCAUGUGCUACCUAUGCCGCAAGGCUCUAGGACCACCUCUACGAACCACUGCGCCUGCCCGUGCCCUCCGCGGCUUAGAUGCCUUUGAUGGUCCGGACGAUAUACCCUUUAACGAUGAGCAGGUAGAAGGCAACAUAUCCGACGACGAAUUCGAAGAACCAGAAGGCUACAAACACUUCUGCGAGCACUUCCGCAUCACUCCGGGCUCUCGCUGCACAGAAUGCACGAAAUGCAAUCUGUACCAAGCAGAAGACGAGGAGGCGGUCGCCCGUCGUGCAGGCGAAAAAGCCGAGCGUGAAUGGCGGAUCAGGCAAGGCGAUUCCGGUACUAGCAACCAAACUUCUCUUGAAUUUCGCAAUGUAAACCAAGACCUCUCGGCCGGGGCGGAUGGUCCUGCGAAUCGCCCGACUUCACUUUGGGAUUUGCAACUUAGACCUUCGGGUAAGCCGUGGAUUUACUGGCUCAGUGAUGUGUGGACUGAUGGACGGUGGAAACUCGAGGGUCAGGCUUUUACAGACUGGAUUGUGGAACGGGUUGUCGAAGUUGGGGAUGUAUGA